Haliotis rufescens (red abalone) is the source of this 1587-nucleotide messenger RNA. Its product is annotated as phenazine biosynthesis-like domain-containing protein 1. NCBI's taxonomy places the organism in Eukaryota, Metazoa, Mollusca, Gastropoda, Lepetellida, Haliotidae. The coding region runs from base 16 to 915 and encodes 299 amino acids. The record is from RefSeq and is a predicted model, not a curated record. The transcript is spliced from 9 exons. Gene Ontology annotation, biological process: biosynthetic process. Gene Ontology annotation, molecular function: isomerase activity. Gene Ontology annotation, cellular component: cytoplasm.
UGGGAUUUGUCAACCAUGUCCAAGUCAACUUGCCUCCCGGUUUUUUGCGUUGAUGCGUUCACCAAGACGGCAUUCAGUGGCAACCCCGCGGCUGUCUGCCUCGUUUCAGCGACCAGCACGAAUCUCACAGAAACAUUGAUGCAGAAGAUCGCAGCUGAAAUGAACUUGUCGGAGACAGCUUUUGUUUUCAGUGAGGGAAAUGAAGAUAGCUUCAAGAAAAAUUGCAGGUUUGGCCUGCGGUGGUUCACGCCCAAGACCGAAGUGAAUCUCUGUGGCCAUGCAACGCUUGGGUCGGCUGCUGUCCUGUUCAACAAGAUAGGAAAUGAGUCACAAGAAAUAAGUUUCGACACAUUGAGCGGGAUAUUAACCACACGGCGACAGGACAAGUUAAUCUCCAUGGACUUUCCCUUGAACCCUUCUGAGGAACAGGAUAGAUCCGAAAUGGAAAAUCUCCUUAAGGUUGUUGUAGACCCGUCACUGAUUCAAGAUCUGGAAUACUCCCCCACAACCAAGAAGCUGGUGGUCCGGUUGUCGGACUCCGUGACACGAUCGGAGCUGGAGAGUCUACAGCCCCAGAUACCCCGUAUGGUGGAGAGUGAGAGAACGGGCAAAGUGAGGGGGGUGAUCAUCACGCUGAGGGGGUCCCAGUCUAACGGAGCGGUGGACGCUGAGGGGAGGGGGUACGACUUUGUGUCCAGGUACUUCGCCCCAUGGGUGGGGAUACCGGAGGACCCUGUCACGGGGUCGGCCCACACAGUACUGGCCAGCUACUGGUCAAAACAGCUGGACAAACACGAGCUUUACGCUCGCCAGUGCUCGCCCCGGGGUGGGGACAUACACCUGAGGGUGGCGGGGGAGCGGGUACACCUGGCAGGGGACGCUGCCAUCAUUAUGACGGGGACACUUGAAAUAUGAUUCAACCUCGACUUACAGGGGAAUAUUUUUCAAUAUUUAGUAUGCAUGCAUGUUUUUUUUAUCAGAAAACGACAUUGUAUGUAUGGUUUCAUGGUAUUUGAAAUAGAUAAUAUGUAUUCAAGUUGUAUAUGUUGGUAUACCCAUGUGUCUGGUUUUGGGCAUGUUUGUUGUUUGCAGCGGUCGUAUGUGAAUGUUAUCGUUUGUUUAAGAUUUGUUUGUCUGUUUGUAUGUUGCUUAACGCCACUUUCAGCAAUAUCCCAGCUAUGUGACUGCGGUCUGUAAAUAAUGGAGUCUGAACCAGACAAUCCAGUGAUUGAUAUCAAGAGCAUCGAUCUACGAAAUAGGGACACGAUGACAUGCAUGGGCGAGCCUGACCACCCGAUCCCGUCAGUCGCCUUUUACGCGACAAGCAUGGGAUGCUGAAGACCUAUUCUAACCCAGAUCUUUUGUUUAAGACGGACAUCGGUGGAUAGAACUGGAUACGUGGUUCAUUCCUGCAAGACUUAUAAAUGCAUGUUAUUUAACAUCCGGUAUGUUAUCAUAAUACUGUUUUGUUUUAUUGGUUUUUUUUAAUUUCAUCGGUUGUAUUUUUUCUUCUUUUUGUUUGGACCUUUUUUGCGUGUUUGUUAUUAUUAAAAAGAGUAAGCCAAAAUAAUGUUCAGUUAUUAUUCA